AGCAGGAUGUUUGUCACAGAGCGUUGGUUCAUCUUGAAGACGUGCGGCACCACUACACUGCUGAACGCCAUCCAGCCCCUGCUGAAACUAGUCAAGGAAAAGUGUGGCUUUGACACUGCUGCUGACAUUUUCUACUCAAGGAAGAAUUUCCUGCAGCCUGAUAAGCAGCCAUACAUUCACAGGGCCUUUGAGAAGGAGGCGGAUAUCCUGGACACUAUGUUCAAGAAUGGCGCCGCCUACACACUGGGGCGCAUCAACCGUGACUGCUGGUAUCUGAACACGCUCUAUGAAGUGGGCGUCAGCCAGCCUGAUCAGACAGUGGAACUGCUCAUGUGGGGCCUGUGCCCCAACAUCAUGAAUAUCUUCACACGGGAAGUGAGCGCUGACGGGCCUGAUGCCACCAGGAAAUCUGGCAUCGACAAGAUCCUCCCCGAUGCAAAGAUUGACGAGUUCCUGUUUGAGCCAUGUGGUUACUCCAUAAACGGACUGCUGCCCCACGGUCAGUACUUCACCAUUCAUGUGACCCCGGAACCCAACUGCUCCUACGUGAGCUUUGAGAGCAAUGUGCCCAAGGUAGAUCAAGCCCAAAUGCUCCUACGUGAGCUUUGA
Messenger RNA from Dreissena polymorpha, 609 nucleotides. RefSeq names its product S-adenosylmethionine decarboxylase proenzyme-like. The transcript has 5 exons. Gene Ontology annotation, molecular function: adenosylmethionine decarboxylase activity. Gene Ontology annotation, biological process: spermidine biosynthetic process; spermine biosynthetic process. NCBI's taxonomy places the organism in Eukaryota, Metazoa, Mollusca, Bivalvia, Myida, Dreissenidae. The record is from RefSeq and is a predicted model, not a curated record. The coding region runs from base 7 to 609 and encodes 200 amino acids. Gene Ontology annotation, cellular component: cytosol.